AUGGCCACCAGAGAACGAAUUCGACAUGUCCCAUCGCCUCUAAAUCUCACGCCCACAAAGUCGCCGCCGCCAUUGCUCUAUGACCUCCCGAUGAGCGCCCCCCUCUCCUCCCCGCCGCCAAGAUCAGGCCCAUUUGCGACUCCAAAGUCUCCUAGAUCACCUCCACGCACUCCAAGAAACAGAAAUCAGGUCCUGCUAAGUCCAACAACCUCGGGUUUCAGCAACAACUAUGCACACAGAAACAGUAUCAUCAGUCUCCACUCCCAGCAGCCUUCACAUCCUUCACAAGGCCUCUCUGCUGUUUCUAGUCUGUCAGGAAAUGCCAAUGGCACGUCCACGCAUGAGAUGGAGGCCUUUGCAGCGCUCUGUCGUUCGUGGUACUUUCAGCAGGAUCCAGAGGCCGGCCGUCAGGUGCAAGAAACGCUCAAGAAGAUACCCGCCUCUCAGCGUGCGGCAUAUACCCGUCUGCAAGCCCAGAUACGAUCGUCCUAUCACACCUCUGUGGCCUUGAGGCGAGAGUCAGAGUUUCACGCACACAUCACGUCCACCAAGCCAGGCCAGUCUCUCACACCGUUGAAUCGACAAGACCCCUCGUCCGAGAGUGCCCGACAAGAGCGGCUUGAGAGGUUUGAGAAGCUCGUCAGUGUGUGGGCAACUGCGGGCAACGUUGGCGUGAAACCAUUCUUCGAUGGUCUAUAUGCAGUCUUGCGCCUCCAGGGUCUCCCAGAGAAGCUCGGAGGCGCUGGGGAGAAGCGAGUAGCUUGGGAAGUUGACGAUGCCGUCUUCAAAGAGUCUGCUGGCAAAGAGUUUAUGCUAGAAGCCAUCGACGUUUUGAAAGGGGUGCUCGGCUUUGAAGAAACUGUCAUCACCGAGCAACGGAACGGUGACAUUACACCAUCCUCUAUCACGGCAAAUGAACGGCUAACUGCAUCCGACCCGCCUCCCUUACCCGCUCGGCCAAGAGGGGGUUCAAAGUCUGCCGAAUCGAGCCUUUACAAGCCUCGUCCAGCGCUCCCAACCAUUGCCAGCGCAUCCGCUGUUCAACAAUCCGACGUUACAGUCAACGGGAGUCCGAUAGAACCCCAGGUUGUCGUGGUUGAAGAUGAUCUAGAAGACACGUUUGCCGACCCGGUUCCGCGAAAACCCGCAAUCCCGCCCAGAAGAAAAGUCCAAAACUCGACACAAAACCACGAUCUCGUCGAAAACCGAACACGAAGUCAGUCGGAUCCAUUUGACGACACGAACGGACAUCUCCCCUAUGGGUACGGCCACACGCGCUCAAGGACACAGGGGAGUAUCACUGCUUUCUCACCCACUGCUCCCAGUCCGUCUAUGACGCCUCUCUUGGUCCCCGGAGGAAGCAGUGUCGGGACUGGGACGACGAGCGAGAGUGUCCUCGCCAAGGCGACGACGGAGACGGAGAGCCAGCCGAAACGACCACUCUCGCUUCCUCCAGAAGACUUUGAGCUCGAGGUGACGGGUCCGGGUGCCCGGCUGGCUGCGCCUACGCCAGGGUUACAAGACUCUGACGACGAAGAGAGUGGCGAGAUUCUAGGCGACUCGGAAGCGAGUGACAGACGCUCUACCGCGUUUGGACUUGGUUUUAUGGGCAAGGCGCGGCGCGGGAGCGAGACGACUGGUCUGGGGCUGUUGGGAGCGACGAAGCAGGCAGACUUGACGUCGUCGUCGGCCAAAGCGUCGACGAUUGAACUGGAUAAAAGCACGGCUCCUUCUCGAAGUAUUACACCCGUGCCACCACUACCGCCGCACGAUCUGACGCCCAACGCAAAAGUCGAUGGGUUCGUGCCGGCGCAUGCAACAUACGGCUCGAUUGACGGCAACCCAUAUAUGCGCACCUGGUUUGUGCCUUCGUAUCUGACCAACCCAGAGCUCUCAAAGCUCCUCGCCGUCUUCCCACCUUCGAUUGCAAGGGGGAAUGUUCCACGAUUCCGAGGCGCGGUACAGGAUAAAGACGACAAGAAGCGUCGUGGCGCCGCAGCAAACGACCUCGAAGCCCAGACGGAGAAUCUCACCGAAGAACGCGAGUACCUAAGAUAUGGCACAGGCAGGAUCUACCUAAGCGACGCAGGACGUGACGAAGGAUGGAGAGGAUCGAUGUGGGAACGCGACGCCAUUGCCAUCAGCUCGCUGUGA
Messenger RNA from Serendipita indica DSM 11827, 2154 nucleotides. The record is from the annotation of a GenBank genome assembly. NCBI's taxonomy places the organism in Eukaryota, Fungi, Basidiomycota, Agaricomycetes, Sebacinales, Serendipitaceae.